UAAUGGUAACACUAUCAAUUCUUUAUGAAUCGGCGAGGCGGUGAUCCGGUGAACGUGCUAAAUUGAGUCGUGAAAUCGGAAAAAUUGUGUCCAUAGAAACUGAAGUAUAAUCAAUUACUUUACAAAUUGAAUUACUUAAAAAGUGUAACUUGUGAAUAUUCAUCAUGAGCGAAACUGCAACCCCACCACCCGUUUUAUGGGCCCAGCGGAAAGAAGAUGUAUUCCUCACGUUUAGCGUCGAAUCAAAAGACCCCACAAUUAAAAUAGAAAAAGAUUCGGUAUAUUUCAAAGGCUUAAAUGCACAAGACAAUAAAACACACGAGGUAACUAUACCUUUAUACGAUGCCGUGGUUCCUGAUACUAGCGCUUUCGUAAAUAAAGGCAGGUGCAUAGAAAUGGUAUUGCGCAAAGAAAAGAAGGAUGCUCCUUACUGGCCGUCGUUAACGAAAGACAAGAAGAAGCCGCACUAUCUGAAGAUCGACUUUAAUAAGUGGAGAGAUGAAGAUGACGAGGAGGAGGAAGGUGGAGGUGCUAUGAACUACGAUAUAGAAGAAAUGCUGCGGUCAAUGGGCGGCGGUGGUGGCGGGCUCGGUGGAGCCGGUGACAAGACCGAAAAACCGUCGUUCGACGACCUGGAGAGCGAUUCUGAUGACGAAAACCUACCCGAUCUGGAAUAACAGAACCGAUAUUUAACAUCAGUGUUUAACAUUUACAGUACAUUAUGUAUGUUAAGGUUUUUACGGUUAUAAUAAAAUUUUGCCAAAAAUGUUGUUAAUUUGCAUUUAAAGGAAUUGCUAAUUUGGA
Cydia fagiglandana is the source of this 804-nucleotide messenger RNA. RefSeq lists its product as uncharacterized. The coding region runs from base 165 to 677 and encodes 170 amino acids. Gene Ontology annotation, biological process: protein folding; chaperone-mediated protein complex assembly. Gene Ontology annotation, molecular function: protein-folding chaperone binding; Hsp90 protein binding. The transcript has a single exon. Gene Ontology annotation, cellular component: nucleus; cytosol. NCBI's taxonomy places the organism in Eukaryota, Metazoa, Arthropoda, Insecta, Lepidoptera, Tortricidae. The record is from RefSeq and is a predicted model, not a curated record.